UAUGAACUGUUUUUCUAUUCUGCUCUGCUUUUCCCUCUUCCUUGUCUCAUCUCAGACAACUACUGAGGCAGUACGAGCAAAACAAGAUGGUGUUUAUAUUGUUUAUAUGGGAGCUGCGCCCUCAUCAACUCGUGCCCGAAGAAAUGACCAUGAUCAGCUUUUGAACUCCAUGCUAAAAAGGAAAAAAGAUGUAGUAUACAGCUACAACAAUGGGUUUUCGGGGUUUGCAGCUCGUUUAUCUGAGGAAGAGGCCCGAUCAAUUGCUCAAAGGCCUGGAGUAGUAUCAGUUUUCCCUGAUCCACUCCUACAGCUCCACACAACACGUUCCUGGGACUUCUUGAAGUAUCAAACUGAUGUAGAAAUCAAUUUGAGGCCAACUUCAGGUUCGAAUUCCUCCUCAAAUGGAGAAGACACCAUAAUCGGCAUCAUGGAUACAGGAAUUUGGCCGGAAUCAAAAAGUUUCAAUGAUAAAGAUAUCGGUCCAAUCCCACCAAAAUGGAAGGGAUCAUGCAUGCAAGGCUCUGGCUUUACUUCUUCCAACUGUAACAGGAAAUUGAUUGGAGCAAGGUAUUAUGAUGAUUCCGAAUCUUCAACUUCAUCUGGGUCCCCGAGGGACCAAAAUGGCCAUGGUACUCAUGUUGCAGCCACUGCAGCAGGAAGCCCCGUUGAGGGAGCAUCCUAUCGUGGCCUAGCUGAAGGCAUCGCCAAGGGUGGCUCCCCGGGGUCUAGGAUUGCAAUGUACCGUGUUUGUACUCUUAACGGAUGCAGAGGUUCAGCUAUUCUAAAAGCGUUUGAUGAUGCAAUUGCCGAUGGGGUUGAUAUCCUAUCACUAUCACUUGGUGCAUCAGCAGGCUCAGAGCUGGAAUUCUCAGUAGAUCCCAUUGCGAUUGGAGCAUUUCAUGCAGUUGAAAAAGGCAUUCUUGUUGUAUGCUCGGCAGGGAAUGAUGGUCCUGCCCGCAAGACAGUUGUAAAUGUCGCUCCUUGGAUUCUCACUGUUGCUGCCACCACCAUUGACCGACAAUUUGAGUCAGAUGUGGUUUUAGGCGGAAAUAAAGUCAUCAAGGGUGGAGGAAUUAAUUUUGCUAAUAUCCAGAAAUCUCCCAUAUACCCCUUGAUCUAUGGUCCUUCCGCCAAGGAUUCUGCAGCUUCAGAUGAUUCAGGAAGAACUUGUAUCCCAGGUGCAUUAGAUAAAGACAAGGUCAAGGGGAAAAUUAUUGUGUGUGAAAACUCUGAUGGUGAAUAUUCGCCAAAAGAGAAGCUUCAGACGGUAAUAAGCCAGGGUGGAAUUGGAGUAGUAUUGAUAGAUGAUGAUGCAACGACGGUGGCGUCCAUCUAUGGCUCUUCUCCAUUAGCAACAGUCACCAAAAAGGAUGGCUCCGAGAUUAUCUCUUACGUCAACUCAACAAGGAAUCCUACUGCAACUAUUUUACCAACCGUAACUGUAACAAAGUACACGCCAGCACCAUCCAUAGCCUAUUUCUCGGCAAGAGGCCCUGCAUUUAACACAAGAAACCUUCUCAAGCCUGAUAUUGCAGCACCAGGAGUUGACAUCCUUGCAGCAUGGCCUUCAAAUGUCACAGAAGAUGCAACUGAAGAUGCAGAAACAUCACCUCCUUUCAACAUACUCUCAGGCACGUCGAUGGCUUGCCCCCACGCUUCUGGAAUUGCAGCAACAGUUAAAUCCCAGUAUCCCUCAUGGAGUGCUUCUGCUAUCAGAUCAGCCAUCAUGACCACAGCGAUUCAAACAAAUAAUUUGAAGGCCCCAAUAACAACAAAUUCUGGGGAGCCAGCAACUCCAUAUGACUCGGGCGCUGGGGAAGUAAGCACGACAGGUCCAUUCCAACCAGGGCUAGUUUAUGAGACUGAAAUAACUGAGUAUUUGCAGUUCCUCUGCAACAAUGGCUACGACAUUUCCAAGAUAAAACUCAUUUCACCAGACCUUCCUAAGACAUUUUCUUGCCCAAGCAACUCGAGUGGAGAUUUAAUCUCCAACAUGAACUACCCUUCAAUAGCAGUAUCUGGCUUGAAAGUGAAUGAAUGGAAGAAAGUACUGAGGACUGCAACGAGUGUUGGUGAAGAUGAAUCAGUCUAUACAGCAACGGUUGACACACCUACAGGGUUGGAAGUCCAAGUGACUCCAAAUAAGUUGCAAUUCACCAAAAACAACAAGAAGCUAAGUUACGAAGUGGCUUUCAAACCUUCAGGAGCUGUGAAUGGAGAUUUUUUCGGCUCAAUCUCAUGGACCAACGGAAAAUAUAGAGUUCGCAGUCCUUUCGUUGUAAGUCAGUGACAAACAGGAAUGUGUAGCUUUGGAUAAAUGUACGCCAUGUAACGCUAAUAACAAACCUAAAUCGCAAUCAUAACUUAACAGA
This is a messenger RNA of Coffea eugenioides, 2372 nucleotides long. RefSeq names its product CO(2)-response secreted protease-like. NCBI's taxonomy places the organism in Eukaryota, Viridiplantae, Streptophyta, Magnoliopsida, Gentianales, Rubiaceae. Gene Ontology annotation, molecular function: serine-type endopeptidase activity. Gene Ontology annotation, biological process: proteolysis. The transcript is spliced from 9 exons. Bases 2 to 2290 code for a protein of 762 amino acids. The record is from RefSeq and is a predicted model, not a curated record.